This is a messenger RNA of Anopheles maculipalpis, 1563 nucleotides long. Its product is annotated as U6 small nuclear RNA (adenine-(43)-N(6))-methyltransferase. The coding region runs from base 7 to 1563 and encodes 518 amino acids. Lineage: Eukaryota; Metazoa; Arthropoda; Insecta; Diptera; Culicidae. Gene Ontology annotation, cellular component: nucleus. Gene Ontology annotation, molecular function: 23S rRNA (adenine(1618)-N(6))-methyltransferase activity. The record is from RefSeq and is a predicted model, not a curated record. Gene Ontology annotation, biological process: rRNA base methylation. The transcript is spliced from 3 exons.
GUGUAGAUGGAAAACGGAGACGACACAAUAGAACGGAAACAGAAAUACAGGCGCCAAACAAUGGCAGUUAACGAAUUUAUGCACCCACGAAAUCGAUAUCGAGAAAAGCCAAACUUUCAGCAUCUAGUUCAACUAUUUCCUGAGCUUAAUGAGGUGGCCAGUGUGGACUUGGCCGGGAAAGUAAAGUUAGACUACCGAAACAGACAAGCAGUUCAUCUGCUAUCAAAGUGUUUGCUUGAUCGCGACUUCGGCUUGAAGCUGGAACUGCCGCCAAACAAGCUGGUCCCAACACUUCCCCUGCGCUUAAACUACAUCCAUUGGCUGGAGGAUAUCGGAUCCGUAGCACAAUGGCAGGAAAAGGAAAAAGUUCGUGGUAUUGAUAUUGGGUGUGGAGCAUCCUGUAUCUAUCCACUGCUAGCAGUGGUACAAUCCAAUCAACACUGGCACAUGGUUGCCAUCGAAAAGUCGGUAGACAGCUUGGAAAGCGCUCAGGCAAACGUUACCCGAAAUAUGUUGCAACAUUGCAUUAGCGUGAAAUCUCAAAAGCUAGAGGGCAAUACAAUUCUACUGGACGUGCUGAAGGACUUGCCCGAGGAACGGUUCGAUUUCUGUAUGUGCAAUCCACCGUUUUUCGAUAGCAAUUCGAACGAAUUAAAACCAAACGAUCGCACCGGUAGACGGCGGGAACCUUCGAACGCUAGUACGGGAUCGCUUGAAGAACUGAGCACUGAAGGUGGGGAGGUAAAAUUUAUAGAACAAAUCAUAGAAGAAAGCCUACAUCUAAAGGAUCGCAUCACGGUGUACACGACGAUGAUAGGGCAUAAAAAAAGUUACGAAAAGAUAUUGCGAUCGCUGGAAAGUAGAUCCAUACAGAACAUCACCGUGAGUCGGUUUUGUCAAGGCAACACGACACGGUGGGCCGUAGCAUGGAGUUUCGAUGCAAGUGUACCGCUGUCCCUCGUGCCCAACAGUCUUGCGGCAAAUGGUAAUGGUGUAUCGCCUGGCAAAAAGAAAAUCCCGGGAAAAGCGUUGUCUUGCCGAAUUUUCACCACCGAUGAUAUGGACUCAGUCCAAUCGGCUCGAAAGUACAUCACCAGUAAACUACAAGCAAUAUCCAUUAAUGUGGAUAGUAGUGGGGGCGAAUUAAACAAAACGAAUGAUAUUUUACUAAAAAUAACGGCUCGAGAGAACACGUGGUCACAUCAGAGGAGAAAAAGACGCGCCGCACAAAUCAGUUCACAGGAACCGAAUACAAUACACAUUUCAAACGGAAAUGAAACAGAACAGCAAAAUGGAAGUAACGAGAAGAAACCAAGACUUGAUGACACAUUGCAACUCGAGGGUGACUCCCGUGAAACAGAAUGCACCGAUGACCCUUAUUUGACUGCAGCAUUAAACCUACAGCGGAAGAACGACGGUUAUUAUGUAGCGCUUCAGUACAUCGCAGGUAUUGCGGGAAAGGAUGCAGUGAAUCAGAUACUGCAGUAUUUAAAAAAUACGAUCAAAGCAGAAUCUACCACAGAUGAUGAUAGACAAGGUACCAAGUGCCUGUCAGUUGAGUAG